AUGUUUAGAAAUAACUACGACGGUGACACAGUAACUUUUUCCCCCACCGGCCGGAUAUUCCAGGUAGAAUACGCUCUCGAAGCGAUCAAGCAGGGUAGCGUCACAGUAGGUGUGCGUUCUAAGAAGCACGCAGUUCUGGUGGCGCUAAAGCGUAAUGCGGAUGAGUUAUCGUCAUACCAAAAGAAGGUGAUCAAGUGUGAUGAGCAUAUGGGGUUAUCAUUAGCCGGACUGGCACCUGACGCUCGUGUGUUGAGCAAUUACUUAAGACAGCAAUGUAACUACUCCAGUUUGGUUUUCAACAGGAAGCUGUCAUUAGAGAAAGCUGGCCACCUUCUCAGUGACAAAGCACAAAAGAAUACACAAUCGUACGGCGGCCGGCCCUACGGUGUUGGGCUGUUGCUGGCAGGAUACGACAACAGUGGCCCACACUUAUUAGAGUUCCAGCCUUCUGGUAACACGCUAGAGUUGUAUGGAUCUGCUAUCGGUGCGCGUUCUCAAGGUGCCAAGACUUACCUCGAAAGAACACUUGAAGAGUAUUUGGAGGUAGAUGACGCCGACAAGCUAAUCGAGGUCGCUCUCGAGGCUUUGAAGCAGUCCUUGAAAGACGAAACAUUGAACACGAAGAACCUGUCGAUUGCUGUUGUGGGUGAAGAUAAACCGUUUACCAUCUACGACGGGGAGGCCGUUGCUCCAUAUUUGUGA
Lachancea fermentati is the source of this 702-nucleotide messenger RNA. The record is from the annotation of a GenBank genome assembly. NCBI's taxonomy places the organism in Eukaryota, Fungi, Ascomycota, Saccharomycetes, Saccharomycetales, Saccharomycetaceae.